CGAAAGCAACAUGCCGGCUCCAGCACCCGCAGAAAAUGGCGUCCCCAGGUCGGAACUGCAAGAACUGCAGUUCAAAUCCCAACAGGUUACAGAUGAGUCUCUGGAAAGCACGCGACGAAUGCUGGCCUUAUGUGAAGAGGUAUGUAUACAUCUUUCAAUCUAUGACUAUAACAAAACUUUGAUGUUUCAUUUGAUAUACUAACUCUCUUUA
Acanthoscelides obtectus is the source of this 211-nucleotide messenger RNA. NCBI's taxonomy places the organism in Eukaryota, Metazoa, Arthropoda, Insecta, Coleoptera, Chrysomelidae. The record is from the annotation of a GenBank genome assembly.